AAACCAAACGUUUUCUUCGUCCAUUUUUAAACCUUUUAAGAAGCAGAUUAAUGGCCUCUCCCCAUGAAAUUGAGGUCACCAUCUCCUCCGCCAAAGACCUCAAAAACGUUAACUGGCGACACGGCCCCAUCAGGCCCUACGUCGUCUUGUGGGCUGACCCCAAAUACAAGUGUUCCUCCAAAGUCGACGAGGAGGGCGACAGCUCUCCCUUCUGGGACGAAACUCUGCUCAUCCCUCUUGCUCCUGCUCCCAUCGACGACGACACCGCUCUCUUCAUCGACGUCGUCCACGCUGGCUCCGAGGAUGACACCAAGCCUCUCAUCGGCUCCGCUAAGAUCAAGCUCCGGGAAGUCCUCGACGACGUCGGCUUCGGUGUAAGCCUCGAGAAAACUCUCAAGCUGAAGCGACCCUCUGAGAGACCCCAUGGAAAACUUGACGUUAGAGUUUUGAUCAGAGAGCCACGCUAUUACGCGCCCGAUCCUUACCGGGCACCUCCCUACGGGGUCCCACCACCGGCUUCAAGAGACUACCCAGCAGCUCCUCCGGCUUACGGCUACUCUUACCAGUACGCUCAGCCUCCCCCGCCGCAAAAUCCUUACUACGCGGCCCCAGCUUCUGGGCACUACAAUUAUAACGCUCAGCCGGCGUACGGUGAGGGAAGUGGUGGGUACUACGGGUAUGGGCAGGAGGAGAAGAAGAAGAGUAAGUUUGGGGGGAUGGGGACAGGAUUGGCUGUGGGUGCGGUUGCAGGGGCUUUGGGUGGGCUGGCAUUAGCGGAGGGUGUGGAUGCGUUGGAGGAUCAUUUCGAAGAUGAAGUGGCGGAGAAGGUCGAAGAUGAUCUUGGAUACGACGACGGCGGCAAUGAUUUCUAAUCAUUAAUGUCAACUGAACAAUUGCUAAAUCUCUAGUAUUUUAAUCAAUCAAUUGAUUGAGAUAUUGUGAUUUUAAGUUUUAACCCAUAAGCUUCGGCUUCCGGAAAAUAUGGGAUUAUAUUUAUAUUCCGAUAUCAAUGUUAAAAAACACAAAUUUGUCCGAAAAUAAAAUAUUGGAAAAACUAAAUAUUUAGUACAUAAAUUAUGUUUUUUUCGAUU
Molecule: messenger RNA, 1091 nt
Organism: Hibiscus syriacus
Lineage: Eukaryota; Viridiplantae; Streptophyta; Magnoliopsida; Malvales; Malvaceae
Product: protein SRC2-like
Exons: 1
Coding region: 51-872 (273 amino acids)
Biological process (GO): defense response
Source: RefSeq, a predicted model, not a curated record